Messenger RNA from Parnassius apollo (apollo), 1728 nucleotides. NCBI's taxonomy places the organism in Eukaryota, Metazoa, Arthropoda, Insecta, Lepidoptera, Papilionidae. The record is from the annotation of a GenBank genome assembly.
AUGUCGCUGCGCAACAUACGAAAAAUUUACGGCGGUAAUACUUUGCCAACACCUGAUAAUUCCAGCGAAGACGAGUAUGAGCCUCUUUAUGCCAAAAAUUCUGUAAAGCCUCAGUUUUCUAAUUUACUACUGAGUUCAGCCUCUGAAUCUGUAGAAGAAUCACCCGAGCUGAAUGAAUCGGAGUAUUUUGAAGAGGUUGCAGUAGAAAAGGUUAAGAAAAAGAAGAAAAAGUGGCGCAAAAAUAAAAAGUCUAAAAGUCGUGGUGGGUUAAAAUUGGAGGGUUCUGAAGAGAUGGACGAAAUAGAUAAAUCUGUGAUGGAAGUAAAUGCUCUACUAGGCAAACCACCACCAGCAACUCCUAAACCAGAAGCAAAAAUUGACAUCGCGCAAGUUCUUUUUGGAGCUGACAUACGCCAUCUGAAUGUUACUUAUGAGUUGAGAAGAUUUUUCGGGCCUGAAGUUGACGAUGAAGUCAAACCACGAGUGCGUCCGCGUCGUCGCAUGAGGGCUGCUAGCAGCGCUUCGAACGUAUUUGUGAAAUAUUGCGCCGCGACGAAAUCACGAAGUACUCGUGGACGCGUGCCGAAUUUGAGACGUUGCCAAAAACCAGUUAUUAUUCCCAAGAAGUCCGAUUCUUUCAGAGCAGAGGGUCCUUCGAUGUCCUUGAAAAUCCGCGAAAAUGGAUACUCUUACUUCACAUUCGAUCACAACAAAGAAUACCAGAAGAAGCAUUUCAAAUUCCUGCUGCUUACUGAAGAUACGAGUGACGAUGAUUUCAUAUUAGACAUGUCGUUGAUUGACGACACUUUUAUGCACGUCGAAGCUAGAUUAGAGGCGGUUGACUUUCUAUUCUUCGAGGAAGAAUAUUCCAUGGCUAAUAAAUUUCUUGAAGAAAUAAUUGCUUACAUGCAGUCAGUAUUCCAUCCAUCGUUCAAUCUGGGUGACAUAAAAACCCGUUUGGAAUACAAAUACAUCGAGAACCGCCCCUUCCAUAUCGCAAUUCUGAAGUAUAUACAUCUACUGACUAACAAGGCUUGCCAUCGAACUGCUUUAGAACUAGCCAAAGUUUUACUGAACCUGGAUCCUACCGAUCCGUUAGCUGUACUGUUCAUCAUCGACACAUUGGCAUUGAAGGCCCGAGAGCAUCAAUGGCUCGUCGACGCCAUUGCCUAUUGGUCGAAAGAAAGAGAUGCCAAAUUCAUGUUUAAUUUUCAGUACUCAAAUGCAAUGGCCAAAUAUCAUUUAGCCCUUAAAAAUUGCAGCGUUGACAAGAGUGAAGCUUGUCAGCUGUUACAGCGGGCUAUACUUCGCUUUCCGUUGGUGGCGCUGAAAUUGUUAGAGAUUGUCAACGAGAGUAAACAUUCGGAUCUUGUUAGUCACCCCUUGUUCCGCAUACCAUCUGAAAAACGAAUGUCGAAAAACAUACAUCUGUAUUACCUUUACGCAUCAUUCACGUCAUCAAGAUGGCGGGAGCCAAGUAUUCUGGAAUGGUUUGUCUCUACCGUCGUGGAAAUGGCGGAUUUAUACAACAAGGAAGUAGAAAUGCAGUCUGUUUUGCCUGAAGUGCCCAUAACACGCUUAUCGGAUCCUAUACCACCAUUUCCUACCGUCGACCGCUACGGCUACGCAAAUCUGUCCCGUAACUACUAUAAGCCGCACCGAUUCUUUGGACCGGCUAGCGACGCACUACAGAAUUUACAAGUAAUUCUAGAGGACGAAGAAAAUUGA